Molecule: messenger RNA, 1879 nt
Organism: Trypanosoma cruzi
Lineage: Eukaryota; Euglenozoa; Kinetoplastea; Trypanosomatida; Trypanosomatidae
Product: cleavage and polyadenylation specificity factor, putative
Exons: 1
Biological process (GO): mRNA 3'-end processing by stem-loop binding and cleavage
Cellular component (GO): mRNA cleavage and polyadenylation specificity factor complex
Molecular function (GO): RNA binding; RNA endonuclease activity; 5'-3' exonuclease activity
Source: RefSeq, a predicted model, not a curated record
GCGUGUCGGCGCAAGUGCCAACGAUAUUGUGACGAACGAGUGGCUGCAAAGCACCAUUGAAAAGAUUGAGACAGUGGAGUAUCACGAGGAGGUAACAGUCAAUGGUAUUCGUUUUCAACCAUUUAAUGCCGGCCACGUUCUUGGAGCAGCUCUCUUUAUGGUUGAUAUUGCAGGCAUGAAGACGCUUUACACGGGGGAUUUUUCCCGAGUCCCGGAUCGCCACCUGUUAGGUGCGGAAGUGCCAAGUUACUCACCAGACAUUCUGAUUGCGGAGAGCACAAAUGGAAUACGUGAGCUGGAGUCACGUGAAGAACGCGAAACUCUCUUUACGACGUGGGUUCAUGAUGUUGUAAAGGGUGGAGGACGCUGCCUGGUGCCGGUUUUCGCAUUAGGUCGCGCUCAAGAGCUUCUUCUUAUUCUCGAAGAAUAUUGGGAGGCACAUAAGGAGUUGCAGCAUAUUCCUAUUUAUUACGCUUCUUCACUAGCCCAGCGAUGCAUGAAAUUAUACCAGACAUUUGUUAGUGCUAUGAACGAUCGUGUGAAACAGCAGCAUGCCAACCAUCGUAAUCCGUUUGUCUUCAAGUACAUUCACUCCCUCAUGGAAACACGUUCCUUUGAAGACACCGGGCCGUGUGUCGUGUUGGCCUCACCUGGUAUGCUACAGUCUGGGAUUUCUUUGGAACUGUUUGAGCGAUGGUGUGGUGAUCGGCGAAAUGGCAUUAUUAUUGCCGGGUAUUGUGUUGACGGCACCAUCGCGAAAGAUAUUCUCACAAAACCGAAGGAAGUUACAAAGCCCGACGGAAAGGUGCUUCCACUUCGUAUGCGUACCAUUCAGUCUGUGUCCUUUUCGGCUCACUCUGAUGGUAGACAGACGCGUGAUUUUAUUCAGGCUCUCCCUAAGACACAACAUGUUAUUCUUGUUCACGGUAAUGUUGGUGCCAUGGGUCAGCUGAGGAAUAAACUGCAGCAGGACUUUGCAGAGCGUGGAAUGAAAGUGUACUCCACCAGGAAUCAGGAGGCGAUACGCAUUCCAUUCAGCGUGCAACGCACAGCCAAGGUGAUGGGAGCCUUGGCAAACAGCCCGGCAAGAAACGGAGAGUUUGUUAGUGGGGCAUUGCUUGUCUCUGGGCAACACUCCUACAACAUUGUGCACCCCACCGAAAUUCCACUCUUUACUGACCUGAAUGUGGCACAGAUCCAGCAGGCUAUGGUACUACCCUUGCCCCGUUACAAGUCGGCACUUGAGGUGCUAGAGGUUUUGCGGCGUUACUUUGCUCAGAGCCAGAUGUUCGAGGAGAUUACUCCACAGCAACAAGACGCUGUGGCUGAUGACAGCAACGGGUAUGAAGCUCAGCACACCAUAAGUACCACCCGCAUUACUGUCUCUGAUAAUGUGAGUGUGGAUGUGCAGCAAAAUGCCAGGUCUCAAACGACAUUGACCAUUACUUGGACGGCCAGUCAUCGCAAUGAUCUUAUUGCCGAUGUGACAUGCAUUGCGUUGGCAAAGAUCAUGCACUUGGAGCAUGGCGCCGAUAGUACCGAUUUUCUCCCUGUUGAUGUCUCUGGCAAUGAUCGUCUUUUCCGGUUGAAAUGCUUCCACCACAUGAUGUCCCAGUUUUACCCCUCAGUUACCACAAACCUUGGAACAGGAGUGUGUACUGUGGAACUUGAGGAUGGGCAAACGGCAACUAUCACGGAUUGCAUUGAAAUUGAGUUGGAUGACAACAAAAAAUCGAGUUACUUUUCUGCCGAGGUGGAACGGCUCAAAAUGAUCUUGAAGCGGGUGUACCUGACCCUUUUCCCCAUCCCCGCCGACCAGGGCUGGUGUGAUUGCGGGAUGAUUCAUGGCGCAGAGCCUUUGCCAGAGGAGGCUGUGUAA